UUAGCAGAGCAGUGUCGUGUUGACUGAUGUAGAUGAUGGUGGAGAAGUCCUGUGAUGUGUGAUGCUAUAUUAUAUUUAAUUUGUUGUUUUAGUUCAACGAGAUAUGCAACAUGAAGACCCUUCUAAGGUGGCGAUGGCGUUACCAAUAGUCAGUAGUCAAAAUGAUUCAAAUGAAUUAAAACAUCAUCUAGAAAAUAGUUAUAUGGAAAUAAACAACAGCUCGACGAGAAAUAUAACUUUAUAUGACGAUGACGAGGCAAACAAUACUGAAAAGAUGAAACAAGAAGCCUUUUUGCAAUCGGAGGUCGACAAAUUUCUCAUGCCACACAAACUACAACUGCUACAGAUCAUACACACAUACAUGCGGAGUCGUCUACGAAACCGACUAUUGCUGCAGAAGAUUAGAUAUUAUCAUUCUGAGCUUCAAAAAGCUAAACUUUUGGAAAGAGAACCAUAUGUGACCAGUGAGAGCUAUAUUUCAGAAAAGACAUCGGAUGUAUUCAGAAUGAUUCCGAAUAGGUUUAAACCAUUUGAAGAAAUAACUACAGAGAAAAUUAAGGACGUCUUGCCUCGUCAAGAAAGUGGUUCUGUGAAAUUGCCCGAUUAUAUUUACGAUGGACUGGAACUGAUGUUGAAAAGAUCGAAACAGGUUUUGGCUAAAUAUUUUAACGUUACAUUGUAGAGGCAUUUGUUAUUUAUUUAAUUCAAUUCUUUAUUGUACAAAUAUUUGAAAUAAAUGUACAAAA
This is a messenger RNA of Plutella xylostella (diamondback moth), 746 nucleotides long. RefSeq lists its product as uncharacterized. The record is from RefSeq and is a predicted model, not a curated record. NCBI's taxonomy places the organism in Eukaryota, Metazoa, Arthropoda, Insecta, Lepidoptera, Plutellidae.